GAUUCGAUCAUCAUUCCUCAUCCAAGCGACCACCGUACCGGCCGUUUCAUCUUCUCCUUUCCUCUUUCUUCUUCUCUGGGGGGCGGGGCGGGGCGGGGCGGACGUCAGAUCAUGCAUGAGAUCAUCGAUAUCUUGCCCGCGUCUCGUUUUCUUUCUUCAGAAAAAUACUUCUCCGGCGGUCCGGUCGCGGCUGCCGGCUGGGAUCGCGGUCGAAACCAACCGAUUACGUAACUCAUCGAUUUGAUUCGUGCGCUACAGAGAAGUUGGUCCAUUGACAACUGAUGAUCAAUUCUCUUCUUUCUUCUUUGGUGACAUGCUGACGCAAUUGCGCGGGAUUAUGAUUUCAUCGACGUGCUACGUUAAUAAUUCCCAAACAAUCCUGGUCUACGAGAUUAUAAUUUCGUCCCGCUCUCAAUCAAUGUUCACUCUUAAUUUUCUCUUCAAUUAUAGCGCGUCAAAAUUUUGCCUUCAAUUAUUGCAAUUCUUACCAAAAGCGUUCACGUUUUCCCUUUUCUUCCCAUAUAAGCGAGCGUCAAACUUGCAAUCUUCAGAUGAUUAUUGCCCUCCAAGAUCUCAUUGCUCCACAAGCGUUUCAGGCCAGUGAGCUUCUCCAAGAAAUCAAAUCCUUCCUCCUGGUGGCACCGCCGCGCGACGGGACGAUGAAGCACACGACGUCGGACUCGGACGUGACGAGCCUGGCGACCACGUCGCCGUCGCGGUCCCCGAAGCGGGCGGCCUACUACGUCGUCAGCCCGUCGCGCGACUCGCGGGACGACGGCGACAAGUCCUCGUCCACGCAGGCCACCCCCGUGUACAACAGCCCCCUCGACUCCCCGUCGCACCAGUCCUCCAUCGGCCCGCACUCCAGGGCCUCCUCCGCCAGCCGCUUCUCCGGGAACCUCACCGGCGGCGGCCGGGCCGCCGCCACCCGGAAGCGCCCCCACGGCCACGGCAAGGGGUGGCACGAGGUGGACGUGAUUGACGAGGAGGAGGCCGAGGACGCCGGCGUGGACCAGGAGCGGGAGCUCUCCAGGAGCUGCGUCGCCGCCUUCUGGUUAUCGGUUCUCGUCCUCGCCUUCACCCUCGUCUGCCUCGUCGUCUGGGGCGCCGCCCGCCGUGAUAAACCCAGCGUCCUCGUCAAGAGCUUGAGAGUGGAGAAUUUCUACGCCGGCGAAGGGACGGACGGCACCGGAGUGCCGACCAAGUUCGUCACGAUGAACUGCUCGCUCGAGAUUGACGUCCACAACCCCUCCACCAUGUUCGGCAUCCAUGUCUCUUCCACCUCCAUCCAGCUCUACUAUUCCCAGAUACCCAUCGCCAGCGGUCAGCUGGACAAGUUCUACCAGCCGAAGAAGAGCCGGCACGUCGCAUCGGUGACCCUGCACGGCGAGAAGACGCCGCUCUACGGAGCCGGGGCUACCUUCGUCCUCACCGACACCGACGGCGUGCCCCUCACCGUGGACUUGGCGGUGAGGACGAGAGGGUAUGUCAUCGGCAGGCUUGUCAGGGUGACACACGCCAAGCGUGUGCGAUGCCCGGUUCUUGUGAGCUCUCUCACCGACAAGCCCAUCAUGAUCACCCAGACUGCUUGCAGCUACUCUUGAUUUGGUAAUCUAUUGCUUGAGAUGUUGUUAAUUUUGACAAGUAUAAGAGCGUAUAAUGGUUGUGAUCGUGUAGAUAUUGUUGUGGUCGUUCAUGGCAUUGGAACCAUCUGGUUAAUAAUUCUCCAGCAUC
Triticum aestivum (bread wheat) is the source of this 1734-nucleotide messenger RNA. RefSeq lists its product as uncharacterized. Gene Ontology annotation, biological process: defense response to other organism. The coding region runs from base 552 to 1604 and encodes 350 amino acids. The record is from RefSeq and is a predicted model, not a curated record. The transcript is spliced from 3 exons. NCBI's taxonomy places the organism in Eukaryota, Viridiplantae, Streptophyta, Magnoliopsida, Poales, Poaceae. Gene Ontology annotation, cellular component: plasma membrane.